Cottoperca gobio is the source of this 808-nucleotide messenger RNA. RefSeq names its product folate receptor (gene folr). The transcript has 5 exons. Gene Ontology annotation, molecular function: signaling receptor activity. Bases 80 to 808 code for a protein of 242 amino acids. Gene Ontology annotation, cellular component: external side of plasma membrane. Lineage: Eukaryota; Metazoa; Chordata; Actinopteri; Perciformes; Bovichtidae. The record is from RefSeq and is a predicted model, not a curated record.
UGUAAGUAGUGUCUGUCUGGAGACAGACUUUUAGAAUCAUCCCUUCAGGAAGGAAUCAUCACAGAAUCUAACAAGAGCCAUGUGGGUUGUCCUGGCCUUGCUGUUAGCCCUCUCCAGUGGCGCUCUGUCACAGGUCAAACUCAACGAGUGUAUGGACGCCAAACACCACAAAAAAGACCCUGGCCCUGAGGGAGAACUUUACCUUCAGUGUGCUCCCUGGAGUGACAAUGCAUGUUGUACUGCCAACACCAGCACAGAAGCGCACGAAGAUAACUCAUACCUGUAUAACUUCAACUGGAAUCACUGCGGGGUCAUGAGCGCCAAAUGCAAGAGCCAUUUCACUCAGGACACUUGCUUCUAUGAGUGCUCACCACACUUGGGACCCUGGAUACAAAAAGUGGACCAGACCUGGCGUAAGGAGCGCAUCCUGGAUGUGCCUCUGUGUAAGGAGGACAGCCACGGAUGGUGGGAAGACUGCAAGAAUGAUUUCACAUGUAAGACUGACUGGCACAAAGGAUGGGACUGGAGCUCAGGUAUUAACAAAUGUCCUGAAGACAGCAAGUGCAGAAAGUGGACCGAAGUUUACCCCACACCCAAGUCCAUGUGCGAGCAAAUCUGGUCCAAUUCCUACCUUUAUACCACCCACUCCAAGACCUCAGGCCGCUGCAUGCAGCUCUGGUUCACAGGGAAAAACCCCAACACGCAGGUAGCUGAGUACUACCUUAACAAUGCACAGCAACACCAAAGCUUUACCUUGACAACCUUACUUCUCCUGGCUCUUGCAUCUUUCUCCGUAUUGAUGUACUAA